Molecule: messenger RNA, 676 nt
Organism: Salvelinus namaycush (lake trout)
Lineage: Eukaryota; Metazoa; Chordata; Actinopteri; Salmoniformes; Salmonidae
Product: DNA polymerase delta catalytic subunit-like
Exons: 5
Coding region: 88-411 (107 amino acids)
Biological process (GO): DNA-templated DNA replication; base-excision repair, gap-filling; DNA replication proofreading
Cellular component (GO): delta DNA polymerase complex
Molecular function (GO): DNA binding; nucleotide binding; 3'-5'-DNA exonuclease activity
Source: RefSeq, a predicted model, not a curated record
CUGCAGGAUGAAGAAGAGGGACGUGUGUAGCUGGGAGACAGAGUUCCCUAUGUCAUCAUCAAAGCUACCAAAGGAGUAGCAGCAUACAUGAAGUCUGAGGACCCAAUCUAUGUUCUGGAGAACAGCAUUCCCAUUGACACCCAGUACUACCUGGAACAACAGCUCUCCAAGCCACUGCUCCGCAUCUUUGAGCCCAUCCUGGGAGAGAGCAAAGCAGAGAGCGUCUUACUGAAGGGGGAUCACACACGCUGUAAGAGGGUGGGGGGGCUCAUGGCCUUUGCCACCAAGAGGAGCGCCUGUAUCGGUUGCAGAGCAGUGCUGAAGGACAAUGCGGCUGUGUGUGAUUUCUGGAAGGAGGAGGAGUCGGAGCUGUACCAGAAAGAGCCGGGGACUGCCCCAUAUUCUACAUGAGGAAGAAGGUGCAGAAAGACCUGGAUGAUCAGGAGAAGCUGGUGUCUCGCUUUGGAUGGUGAGAGGCAGAGCCAACAGACUCCAUAUUAACCGGCUCCCCUCUCCCCCUCUUUCCCUCUCCUGGAAAGAAUUUGUACUGUAUUGUCUUGUAAGAAUUAUAAAUGUUACACUAUUUUCUUGAAAUAUGAAUCUAAAUAAAUGGCAUUUCUUGUAGAAAUGUGUCUUGUCAUUGUUGUCUGUCUUCAGUCUAGAAGACCUCCGUUGU